Messenger RNA from Exophiala oligosperma, 1374 nucleotides. RefSeq lists its product as uncharacterized. Gene Ontology annotation, molecular function: RNA binding. Gene Ontology annotation, biological process: regulation of mRNA splicing, via spliceosome; mRNA processing. Gene Ontology annotation, cellular component: spliceosomal complex. Lineage: Eukaryota; Fungi; Ascomycota; Eurotiomycetes; Chaetothyriales; Herpotrichiellaceae. The transcript has 4 exons. The record is from RefSeq and is a predicted model, not a curated record. Bases 1 to 1374 code for a protein of 457 amino acids.
AUGGCUACGGCGGUUGAUCAAAAGCUGCUCCGGCAGACAAAGUUCCCUCCCGAAUUCAGUCAGAAAGUUGAUAUGAAGAAGGUAAACGUUGAGGUUAUGAAAAAAUGGAUCGCAGGCAAGAUAUCCGAGAUUCUUGGAUCUGAGGAUGACGUUGUCAUCGAGCUCGUCUUCAACUUGCUGGAGGGCUCGAGAUUCCCUGACAUCAAAGCAUUACAAAUCUCGCUCACCGGCUUUCUUGACAAGGAUACUCCAAGAUUCUGUAAAGAACUGUGGAACUUAUGCUUAAGCGCGCAGAGCAAUCCUCAAGGCGUGCCGAAGGAGUUGCUAGAAGCCAAAAAGUUGGAACUGCUCCAAGAAAAGAUCGACGCCGAAAAGGCCGCAGCGAACGCGCAGCAGCUUAAGGACCAAGAGCAGACGAGAGAGAGAGAAGUGGAUACAGUUCGCCAAAGAGAAAGAGCAGAGCGUGGUCGCGGUCGCGGACGUGGCAGAGGUGGUCGAGACUUUGACUCACGAAGACCUAGAUACUCAAGAUCGCCUCCUCCGCGUCGACGCUCUCCUUUCGGAAAUGCACCUCCACGACGAGAAGCCGAUUCAUACGUACCUGGUGGGCGUGGCCGAGGAAGAGGGGGGCGCCGAGGACGUUCGCCAACCAGAUCCCUGACUCCAUCACAAUCCAGAUCACCACCUCCGCGUCGACGUCGAUCCUCUCCUUCAUCGUCGCGAUCCCCACCGUCUUCCCGAAGUCGCUCACCUCCUCGCCGGCGGGCUCGACUUGGGAGCAAGAGCAGGAGCAGGAGUAGUUCGGGAGGCCCGGCUUUCAAGAAGCCUAGAAGGGAUUCUCACUCACCUGGUGAAAGACGUGCACGAUCUAUCACUCAUUCUGAUCUAUCACACUCACCGUCACCUAGAAGAAAAGCUUCAAGCCGAUCGAGAUCAACGAUGAGUCGAAGUCCGAGGCCCCGGCGCCGCAGCCGCCAUUCAGGCCGUUCCUAUGCUUCAUCGCCUUCAAGAUCACGGUCUAGGUCGCUCAAUGGAAGGCGAAAAAACGGUGGAGCUGGAAGACGUUAUAGGAGAUCACCCUCAUAUUCUUCCGACGAUCGAGGAAGCAACAGGCGCGCUGAUGUUCUUAAAGGUCGAAAUGCACACGAUAUUCGUCGUCUCAGCCGAAGUCCGAGCCCGACGCCAUACAGGCGUAGACGCAGCGCGAGCCGCAGUGCAAGUCCCGGUGCAGGAAGACAUCCCAAGCGGCGAAGCUCGUUACGUCGGUAUGAGCCUGCAGCUCGAAGACGACGGAAUACAUCCUCCGGUGGCUCAUCACCCGAACAAAAGCGACGCAAGCGCGAUGAGUCGGAAGGGGUGAAUGAUACCGAUUAA